Molecule: messenger RNA, 1401 nt
Organism: Strongylus vulgaris
Lineage: Eukaryota; Metazoa; Nematoda; Chromadorea; Rhabditida; Strongylidae
Source: the annotation of a GenBank genome assembly
UUGAUAAAGUUUGCUCUAUCAAGGUUUUAUCAAUAUUACGUUCUUUACCGUACUUUUCAGUGCAAAACAGAGUACAAAAUUCCAUGUCUCUAUGUUAUCGACAGCAUUAUUCGCACAUCUAAGCAUCAGUUCAAGGAGAGAGAUGUGUACGCGGCACGCUUUCUCAAAAAUUUCUCGAAGACCUUGGCUGAUCUACUUAGUUGUCCGGUAGCUGAUCAGCCUCGCGUAGUCCGUACUUUAAACCUCUGGGGCGCUAAUGGUGUCUUUACUGAGGAACAACUUGCACCUUUCAAACAGCAGUGCCGUGAUAUGGGAAUAGACACGGAUAUUGAACGAGUGGAACGUCUUGUCAAAGGAGAAGAUGCGGAUAUGUCAAGAUAUGGAGGGGCCUAUGGCAGAGCUAAGGAAAAGGAAAGAAAGAGGCAUCACAGAAGUUCGGCUCCAGAGUCUCCACCUCGUGACCUUGCUCAACCGGCACCUUCAACCACUCCUCCUAUGCCACCUCCCGUUCAUCUGACGAACCCAGCUGCCGCUUCGAGCCAAAAUGUUGCUCCUGUCAAUACCAACAACGAAAAUGAACCAUCUGAUGAGAUUCCUCCAUGUGGCCUUAGUGAGCGGAAACUUUUGGAAAUGAUGUUGGAUGCAAAUUUUGAUUUUAGUGGUGCAUUUAAGAAUGAUAUCGUUUUGCUGAGGAAAGCACACGGGCUAAUUGCUCGCGCGCUCGAUGCUCGUAUACGAUCUGUAGGUGACAAGCCAGAGAUUAAAGAUCUGCUCUCGAGUCAAUUUGACUAUAGUGAUGAAGAAGACGAUGGUGACGAGAACAAAAAGAGCAAAAGACCUGAAAAGGUUAAGGAGGUGUGCCAGGAGGAUCUGCUGAACAUUGCUAGAAACCUGAUCGAAGAUCCUAAUGUAAUAGCGGCAUUCAAACACAUGCAUGCUGAACGAAUUGUUGCUCUUAAUCAGAUUGCUGCGCAAGCGCAACAGCGCUCACUUGCUGCGGGGACCAACGCCCCUCCAGCCAGUUCAAGUCUCCCAGGAACGUCGUCAUCCUCAAGUGUACCGAGUAACACUGCGACUCCUGGUCUAUCGGCAGCAGCAGCAGCUGCUGCGGCUUUACAAGGAAUCAAUCUUCCAAAAGGCCUACCUCCAGGCUUGGCACUUCCUCAAGGACUUCCCUUUCUGGACAUAAGCCUGUUCCAGGCCGGAUUGCCUAACCUCGCAGCUUUGCAAGGAGUUCAGGGCUUACCCAGCCUGCAAAGUCUCACAGGUCUUCCAUCACUUAAUCUCGCCCAUCUGUCGGCCCUCAACGCAGCGAAUCCUUCACAACCUAAUCAGGCCCUGCUCAACUUGUUGACCAAUAAUUCUUUGGUAAGUACGUUCCCAUCUGUACAGUUUUCCUGA